This is a messenger RNA of Toxoplasma gondii ME49, 2436 nucleotides long. RefSeq lists its product as hypothetical. The record is from RefSeq and is a predicted model, not a curated record. The transcript is spliced from 7 exons. Bases 1035 to 1562 code for a protein of 175 amino acids. Lineage: Eukaryota; Apicomplexa; Conoidasida; Eucoccidiorida; Sarcocystidae.
AGAACGUCAGAAAAAGCGGAUUUCCGGAGCUUGCGACGCGUUUGAAACGUCGCGGGUCCUCACAUUUCCUGUCCCCCUUCGUCUGACAGGCGAGAGGUUCCCUUCCCCCUCCGUUUCUGUGUCUCUCGUUAGGUAAAGUCUCGGAUACACUCGAUGUGUGUACGCGAGCUGCAACGAACAUCGUUCGAUUUGAAAUCUCGACCGUCUUUCCCCUUCUCCAUGCCGCCUCACAGAGUUCUCGGACGUCAACGUCCUUUCCAUCUUUCCUUUUCCUCACCAACGUCCUCUUGAUCUCGUCUUCAUCAACCUUUUCUCCUCGUCCUUUCUCCUCUCUGCUAGCGUCCUGUACAAGACAUUUUCCUGCGGAAGCGAAAGACUCUCUGACCGGCGCCGGCAUCUGCACCAAGACGCCCUAUAGAAACGGGAGUGUACCUACACAGAUAUACGCAUACAUACAUAUAUAUAUAUAUAUAUGUAUAUGUAUAUAUGAGUAGAUACAAGUAGAUUUCAGAUGUAUAAACUCCCUUCACAAGGCUUUUUAGCGGAUAGGAUCUGAAAGGACAACUCAGUUCCUCGUGACUGCGCCACAGGAUUUGCGUGCAAUUAAAAAAAAAACUUUUUUGUUCAAUUGUGGCGUCCUUCGCAAUACCUUUCUUCGGAGUAUCUGCUUCCCGCGUUACCUGCGUUCUGACGAAAAGACACCGGCGAGAAUCGCGAAAAAAAAAUUCUGUGAGAAAGGGUGCACUGUCGCCACUCUCUUGUUCGCUGUCUCCUCGUUCCGAAACAUUUCGAGUCCUUUUUCCUCGAGGCGUCUUCUUGGCGACCUUGUUCUCUCUCACCGUCCUCUCGCUCUCCUUUGCUCCGAUUCGUCGCGAGGCCGACGGACACAGCCCUUUCAACGCACCGUCAAGCGCAAAGGCCAGUUUGUUUUCUUUUCCCCGUCUUUUUCUCCGCUGUCUCCUCCGUCUCCUUGCGCAGUUGUCGCUCUCGAAUCGCCGCUUCUUCUCUUGCUUCGCGUUCUCCUCUUCUCCGCAAUGCCUCGAGGUACUGCUGGAGCUGCGUUUUCUGGAGGACCAAUGACUGAGAGCGAGGCGACUGCGGCGCCAGGCUGCAUGCGUGCGAUUCAGGGUCACUGGGUCACCGUGUACCCUGUCGCUUCUCCAAACAUCUGGGAGAUCAAAAGUGAAAUCGAAAAAGAAGUUGCUCCCUGCUGUGAUUAUGUCUACGACAGUUCUCUGAGAGAGUUGCACAUUUGCUUUCAAUCGGAGGCUCUGGCGAACUCUGCCGUCCUUCUAGGCGGCGGUGCCAUUGCGUUCAGUCCCCAGUUUUCUACUCGCUUCUGCUCAAACCCUGACAUUCUUCGACGUCGAGUGAUCACGGACUUCUCUGACGAUUGGCCGAUGCGCUGGGAGCAACGAUAUCUUCUGUUCAAGGUCCCGAAUCUUUUUCUCGAGUUGUGUGAGGGAUUCUGCGACGCCUUCUGUCGAUUUCUCUUUGGCGCCAGAUGUCAACGCUCUCGGCGGUCAUCCCGAAGAGAGGAACGCGGCGAAGAAAGAAAGUGAGUUUUCCUCUUUGGUGUUCGGUCGCCCAGCUACGACCGCGGCGACCAAGACGCAGCGGCCAGAGUCCUGGACUUCGGUGGAAGCACAACGCCGAGAGAGAGGAACGAGAACUCGCGCACACCGCCUGAAGGAGAGAAGCGAGACGAAGGCGAGGACAAGAGGAAAAAGAGACAAAGAGGACGAACGUUUGAGGCAGCGAAACGGAUGCCGAUCCAAGAUCCAAGCCGGAGAGCGAAUUCCAGAUGACACAGAGUAAACGAGAGAUGUUCCUCGACUCGAAGGAAAUGCAGACACGCACGGAGCGAGGGAGAAAGAGAGGCAGAGGGAAGCGAGAUGCACAUUCACAGAGUGAUGCAUAAAGUGAUGCAUGGAAGUAGAUUUACAGAGCAUGCAAAUAUGUCGAAACGGAGAGAAGCAAGCAAAGGCCUGCGGCGUCGAGCAUGGGAACUGUUGGGGCAAGGGAAGCUGAAAGUAUGAGAACAGCAAAUGCGCGCGAGGAAAACUGCGAGAAGAAUCAAAGUUUUUUUUUUAAGAGCGUCUCUUCACUGCCCCCACCGGGUGCUGGUAGGGACGCGAGAGCAGUCUGCAUGUCUCUGCGAAAUGAAGAUGCUGUGACAGUUUUGAGUCUUUUUCCUGUUCCGCCUCUGCUUUUUUGGCGGCAACUUAGACGGGAGAGGAACCGCAGAGAAGCCUGUGUUUUGAGUGGGGUCUUCGAAAAGAAAUCAAAAAAGUGUGUCUGUAAAUCCAAGUUCACCUACAAAGCAGAGAUGGAGAGGUUAGAAAAGUGGACAAAAAGCAGGCAGAUACAAUGACACUAACAGUUGCACACCUGCCUCUGUAUUCCCCAUAGUGAAGCUGUGGAUGCACAAACCUG